AGUCGCCUAGGUACCAGCCGCGCUUGAGGAGCUCACCACACCGCCAUCGCCUGGACCGGAGCGCUGAGCGCCGCACGCCGUCGCCGUAACCAGCUCAUGGGUGCUGUGUUAGCUCGGGACAGAUGAGAUCUCGGGGCAGAUUUGGGGCUUGGGGCUACAGAUUACCAGAAAGAAUGAAUACAGGCCAAAGAUCACAAUGCAAUCAGGUGGGCGGAACAUGAUUGAUCUGGACCGCAGAUUUCGGAUCGGACGCCAGUUUCCAUGCCCCGAGUAGCCGGGUCUCAACCACGCCGCCUCGUUCAUCUCCAAAGUCUCAACCACGCCGCCUCAAGGCCUCUCCCCCCAUACCAUCUGUUCAUCUCCCCUCAACCCCGCCCCGUCUUGCCUCCGUGGGGCCCUCCCGAACUUGCGCAACGAGAUGCUCCACUCACGGCGGAAUCUGUACCGUAGCUCCCGAUCUGCUUACGAAUCCUUCCCGAUGGCAAGGAAUAUUGCAGUGCAUGGCCAAAUGAACGGGGCAAGCCGAUUGGGCCCAGCCACCUCCCUUAUGGCAAUGCAUUUUUCUGCACCUCCAGUAAUCCUCUGGGCGAACAAGUUGGCAUCAUCAAAGGGAAGGAUGGAGCAGAAACGAGUAGGGAAACCAAGAAGCUCAACGUGCCAUCAGCCUUCAUCUUUACAAAUAGUAGCCAUCGCGAUGGGUCUAUAUACAAGAACUCGUGUCUCGACAUAUUUCGCGUCAAAUACCGUGGUGAGAGGAUCUCUCAUUGAGAUGACUGGCCCUAAGAGGGGCAUCACAAUGACCAGCCCUGUUCUAGUUGAGUAUGACAUGAGGAUCAAGAAAGGGGAGCAAGAAGAAUAUGAUCUACAAUUAAUUGAUGGUGCAACAGACUUCUGCGAAGUAACCACACCUUCUCAUCCAUUCACGAGUCGGAUUAAUGGCGAUUGUGGUGCGGUUGACAUCACUUUAGCACACGUUGUCAAUGCAGUGGAGGCCACAAUAGAUGUUAUCGUAUCAGAAGUGCGGAGUGGAUUCAAUUUAUCUCUCAGUUUGUAUGUGUUUGUAGGUGGGUCAUAUCAGGGAAUCGAGCUCCUGUGUGACAUUAUUGGUGAGUCAUGUGUCAUAACAAGAAGAUAUGUGAUUGCUGUAGAGAUGGAUAGUUGGAUGCAUUUGAAGCUCAAGGUAGGCCAGGAAGGGUCUAAAUAUGGUGAACGUCAUUGUCGUUUCAAAGCAAACCUCCAUGAAUUUGCGCGUUGACAAAUACUGCUUGAGCA
Molecule: messenger RNA, 1272 nt
Organism: Triticum aestivum (bread wheat)
Lineage: Eukaryota; Viridiplantae; Streptophyta; Magnoliopsida; Poales; Poaceae
Exons: 3
Coding region: 419-1255 (278 amino acids)
Source: RefSeq, a predicted model, not a curated record